AUGAUCCAGAAACUCUACCAAGAAGGUAUUUACCACCAGGGACUUAUUCAGACCUAUACCGCCUAUACCAGGCUGAAUGCUUUGCACAGGAACAACCAACAGCUUCAGCGUCAACAUUUUUUCCGGGUCCUGCAAUCCUCUGGGUGCCGCAAGAAGAUCAAGUUCCGUGGAGAAUCAACACAUGCACAAUGCUCAACCUGUCACAAGCUGAAAAGUGGUAUCCACAAUGCCCGAGAUCUGAAUGAACAUGCCAAAUCCUGUGACAAAUAUAUGAGACAUUUGAGCGGUGUCUUUGCAGAUCGGCAAGUGUACGCUCAGCUGAAGAACAGGGCCAAGGUCCAGGGUGACCUCUUGACAUGCAUCAUCGAUUCUAUGGACAAAUCAAAAUUCCGGCUUCCACGAUUUGCAGCAGGAAGAACACCAAAGAACCUAGAGACCAAGAAAAGACCUGAGUUGGAAUUCACAGCGUGCUUGAUGCACGGUCAUGGUGUCUAUGUAUAUGUCACCGAUGCCGAACAAAGUACUGGUGCAAAUUGGAGCUUGGAGGUGUUAUCAUUGAGCGUGGCUGUUUAUAUGGAUGAUGAGCGAAAGGAGGUGCUGAUUGAACUGGCAGACUACAUUGAGACCCACUACAACCAGUACAGCCGGGGUGCGCCUGACCCUGACGCUGAUACCUCCCUCAAGGCUGUAUUGACGGCAAGAAUGGAAGAGGUCAUGCAGAAAAUCUUUGAGAUGCCCUGCAUUGCAAAGCAUGUGGAGCCGCAAGCACCGGUGGUGCAUGUUCCAAUGACUUCCAUGAAGGGGAUGUAUGUGGAUUUGUGGAACCUCUCCUUUGCUGAGAAUGCCAAAUAUGGUUUGGUGGGACGUUGGCCAGCAAACCAUGCCUACAAAGCCCACUUUGGUUCAUUGUUGGACUCUGGGUUUGAAUCCCACCGGGAGAGCCUGGAGAUCAAAUUUGAUUUUACCACUGUGGAGACUGACAAGACGAUCUAUACCAUCAAGCCGUAUUCAAUAGGCUAUGUGGAUGGCCAAAACAAGGCCAUCAUCAUGAUCAGCAUCAUGGCCCUGCUGGCUGACUUGGAUCCAUGCCAGUGUGCUUGGCACACUUUUGACCCAUCUAUAUAG
Molecule: messenger RNA, 1125 nt
Organism: Durusdinium trenchii
Lineage: Eukaryota; Dinophyceae; Suessiales; Symbiodiniaceae
Source: the annotation of a GenBank genome assembly